This is a messenger RNA of Dreissena polymorpha, 6904 nucleotides long. Its product is annotated as cytosolic 10-formyltetrahydrofolate dehydrogenase-like. Gene Ontology annotation, biological process: 10-formyltetrahydrofolate catabolic process; biosynthetic process; one-carbon metabolic process. Lineage: Eukaryota; Metazoa; Mollusca; Bivalvia; Myida; Dreissenidae. Bases 179 to 2887 code for a protein of 902 amino acids. Gene Ontology annotation, cellular component: cytoplasm. The record is from RefSeq and is a predicted model, not a curated record. The transcript is spliced from 21 exons. Gene Ontology annotation, molecular function: aldehyde dehydrogenase (NAD+) activity; formyltetrahydrofolate dehydrogenase activity.
AGACACAACAAGUGCUGUGAUAAAAUCUAGGGCACACACAGUUCAGAUUUCUGAGUGAUGAUUGUUGUGUUGUGGAGUUACUAAAGUUAGACAGUUACAAUACUUCAGUAGUCAGUGUAUUUUUGGUUUGGAUAGUUUAUCGGUUUGGAUAGUUAAUCAACAAACUUCUCUACAGAGGAUGAAGAUUGCGGUGAUUGGUCAAAGUCUGUUUGGGGCCGACGUCUACCGGCUGUUACAGAAGGAUGGCCACAAGAUUGUAGGGGUGUUCACUGUACCCGAUGUGAACGGCAAACCUGACCCACUGGCUAUUGCAGCCAGCAAUGAUGGCAUCCCGGUGUUCAAGUACAAGCGCUGGCAGGUGAAGAAGCAGGCCCUCCCAGAGGUCUUAGAGGAGUACAGGGCCCUGGGGGCGGAGCUCAACGUGCUGCCAUUCUGCUCCCAGUUCAUACCAAUGGAGGUGAUCACUCACCCCCGGCACCAGUCCAUCAUCUACCAUCCCUCCCUUUUGCCCAGACAUAGGGGGGCGUCGGCCAUCAACUGGACCCUGAUGCAGGGGGACAAGGAGGGAGGCUUCACAAUCUUCUGGGCCGAUGACGGCCUUGACACUGGGCCCAUCCUGCUGCAGAAGAGGACCUUUGUGGCCCCGAACGACACAGUGGACUCCAUUUACAACAGGUUCCUCUACCCAGAAGGCGUGAAAGCAAUGGGUGAGGCAGUGAGAUUGAUAGACCAGGGCAUGGCCCCUAAAAUUGUCCAGUCAGAGGAAGGGGCCACAUAUGAUGCAAUGUUAAAGAAGGCCAUAGUUGGGAUCAACUGGGACCAGCCGGCCAUGGCAAUACACAACUGGAUACGGGGCUGUGAUAAAGUGCCAGGGGCCUGGGCAACCAUCAAUGGAGAGCAAGUGACCCUGUAUGGUUCUAAGAUGUGGAACAGAAUGGAGCCCCGAGGUCGACCUGUGGCCAUAGAGGGCGCAUCACAUCCAGCCAUAGUGCAUAAGAAUGGCAUGGUGGUGUUCGGGAAUGACGGAAAAAUGGUGAACAUCAGCCAGGUUCAGCUAGCCAGCGGUAAGAUGAUAAAUGCCAGCAAGUUCGGCCGGGACGAAGCGGGGGAGGAGAAGAUUGAGUUAACCAAGGAAGAGGAGGCCAUGAUCUCUAAGCUGAAGACUGUGUGGACGGGGAUACUCAACAUCAACGUGGAGAUUACAACGGAUUUCUUCAAGUCUGGCGCUGGAUCCAUGGAUGUUGUCAGGCUAGUUGAGGAAGUGAAGGAGAAGUGUAAUGGAGUGUCACUGGAGAAUGAUGAUGUCUACAUGAACACAGUGUUUGAGGACUUCUGUAUGUGUGUCGUGAAGAGGGGGCGGGGCAUUGAGGAAAAGGAACCUUUCGUGUUUGAUGCUGUGAAGAUGAAUGCCAACAAUAUGGCGCUGACCAUUCCAUACCAGCUGUUCAUUGACAACGAGUUUUUGGACUCCUCAGACGGGAAAACUUUCAAGACCAUCAACCCUACCAAUGAACAGGUGAUAUGUGAGGUAGCAAAGGGUACACCUGAGGAUGUCAACAGGGCAGUAGAGGCUGCCAAGGCUGCAUUCGAGGAGGGUCCUUGGGGUAAAAUGAAUGCCAGAGACCGCGGCAAACUCAUGUACAAACUGGCAGACCUGAUGGAGGCACACAAGGAAGAGUUGGCUACACUUGAGACUCUUGACUCUGGCGCCGUCUAUACCCUGGCAUUGAAGACCCAUGUCGGCAUGUCCAUUGACACCUUCAGAUACUUUGCUGGAUGGUGUGACAAGAUACAGGGCAAGACAAUCCCAAUCAACCAUGCAACACCGAGCCGCAAUCUGACGUUCACUAAGCGCGAGCCAAUCGGAGUGUGCGGUAUUGUUGUGCCCUGGAACUACCCUCUGAUGAUGCUGGCCUGGAAAAUGGCCGCCUGUCUUGCAGCAGGGAACACUGUGGUGCUGAAACCAGCUCAGGUGACCCCGCUGACAGCUCUUAAGUUUGCCGAGCUCACCGUGAGGGCCGGAUUCCCUCCAGGUGUAAUCAACAUCCUUCCGGGGCCCGGAUCCUCCAUAGGCCAGGCCAUGUCUGAACAUCCGGACAUCCGUAAGAUUGGUUUCACUGGAUCCACUCCCAUCGGAAAAACUAUCAUGGAAAGCUGUGCUCGAGUGAACGUAAAGAAGGUAGGGCUAGAGUUGGGAGGCAAGUCUCCACUGAUCAUCUUCAGUGACUGUGAUCUGGACAAGGCUGUCAGAAUGGCCUGUGGUGCUGUGUUCUUCAACAAGGGAGAGAACUGUAUCGCUGCUGGGCGAGUGUUUGUAGAAGACUCCAUACACGACGAGUUCCUAGCUAGAGUGGUUAAGGAAGUGAAGAAGAUGAAGAUAGGGGACCCCCUGGAUCGCUCCACGGACCACGGGCCCCAAAACCACCGGGCCCACAUGGAAAAGCUGCUUGAGUACUGUAAAAUAGGGGUCCAAGAAGGGGCCAGGCUCGUGUACGGAGGGAAACAGGUGGACAGACCAGGCCUGUUCAUGACACCCACAGUUUUCACAGAUGUGGAGGAUGGAACUAUGAUGGCCAUUGAAGAAUCGUUUGGCCCAGUCAUGAUCAUAUCAAAAUUCAUGGAUGGGGACAUUGAUGGUGUGAUAGCCCGCGCCAAUGCCACGGAGUACGGUCUGGCGUCUGGGGUGUUCACCCGGGACAUCAACAAGGCAAUGACUGUGGCAGAGGCCAUCAAGGCUGGAACGGUGUUUGUGAACACGUACAACAAGACUGACGUGGCUUCCCCCUUCGGUGGCUUCAAGCAGUCUGGGUUCGGCAAGGAUCUGGGGGAAGAGGCGCUCAAUGAAUACUUGCAGACGAAAGCUGUUACAGUUGAAUUUAGUCUCUAAACAUAGAGAUAUUAGAAGCUUUGAAUACUUGCAGACAAAAGCUGUUACAUUGGAAUAUAGUUUCUAAACAUGGAGAUAUUAGAAGCUUUGAAAUUAUCAAUUAUCAUACUGUUAUAAAGAUGGAAAUUCCCCUGACUCCAAAAUUUCUAUUUAAAUAGAUACACAAGGGUAGGGCAGUUAAUAACUGACAAUUAUUUGGUAAACAAUACGUCUGCAAGGAGUUUAAUACCAAUGAUUAAAUAUUUCAGAUACAUACUGCAAAUUGAUGGGGUCAGUUGAAAGUAUAAAACGUGUAGUGUCCAGUAAAAUUUGGUUAAGAUUAUAAAAAUUGUAUCACAUCUAUAUCUAUUCAGAAGUUUUUGCAUUGUAUUAACCAAAUCCUAACAAAAAAUUGUAUUUGUGGUUGCUUAUUUUAUGGACAUAAUGGCAGUGCCUCAAUAUAUAUUUAUUGGACAAUACUUUUUUUGCUAGAAAGUUAUUACAUUGCCAUCAUCUCAUGGAAUUUGAAUUUCAGACUUGUUAUAUCCAAAAAAUGCUGGUGCCUAUUUUGGUAAGAUGUUUAUUUUUUCGUAAUAUUAAGAUGGAGGUUAGAAAAUGUUCAGUUAGUUUUUCUUACAUAUUAUUGUUACAUUGUUACAGUGAUGUUGUUAUAACCUUCAACGGUUAGUAUGCUUUACAGAUUUUAAUGCCCCCAUUGACAUGGAAUGUCUUUAAAAAGGUAAUUAAAAAAGACCUAUGUCUAACGCAGUGCAUUUCUUGUAAUGAUUAUAUUCAGUAGAUUUUGGUAAUAUAUUAGGAUGACAUCAGAUAUAACAUUUUUCAGAUUGGUGACAGAUUUAAUCUGUUAAUUGUUAAUAUGAUUGAAUACUGUUUUUAUAAAUAUAUUUGAGUAUUUCAUAAAGAGACAUUUCAGUGCAUUUAAUGCAAUAUUGCUCAAUGUAUUUGCAGAAUAUUGUUAGAAAAAUAUGAUUGCAUUUUAUUUUAUGAACUGGCCAAGACAUAGUCUGUAGGCUUAAUAUGUUUGUUUGCCCUUUCUUCUUGAACUCAUUCUCUUUGCAUUAUAUUUACAUAAAAUGUUGAUACUGUAAAUCAUUCAUUUAGAAUUACCCAGGUUUAGUUUUACCUCAAAAUUUACUUAGUUGCUGUUAUAAAGUAAAACUGCUGUAUAAAUUGUAUGGUAUUAUGACUAAUAUUUUCACUUAGAAAUAUUAAUACAAAUUAUUUAGUUGAAGUAAAUUUUAUAAAUUAUUACAAUUCCUGUGGCAUUUAAUCAACUUUUUUUACUGUUGUAGUUGUUAUUAUAACAUACAGUAAGGAGUAAAUAUAGGUAAUAAGAUUUGUAUAUAGAUAUAGGUAAUAAGGUUUGUAUAUGAAUAUAUAUAGAUACAUUAUAUUGUUUUAUAGUUUCACUUAAUACUCACCCAAAUAUGUGUACUAUAAUACUUUGUUUAAUAUUAUCAAUUGAUACUCAUAUAAAUAUUUGGACAUGGAAGAAACAGAUUUUUCGGUUGUUGUUUUUUAUAUAUUACUUGUAAACAGAUAAAGUUUCAUUAUUAUUGGUCUGUAAAAGAGAUAACUGCAUACUGCACAUGUAAUCUGAGGUGACACAUUACGCACAUGUAUUAUGAACAGGUUCCCAGAACAUGCCUUCAUUUAUCUAUUGUCUUCAUCAAAGUGGUCUAGGGGAAGCCUGCUAAUAUCUCAACCAGUGUUAUUCUAAUAAACAUUUAACAUGCUACCAUGUUUAAUGUCAAUUUUAAUUUCUAUAUAUUUUUAAGCAAUUUAUAUCGCCAUUUUAUAGAUAUAUGCAUUCAGGUUUUUUCAAGAACUGUUAAUAAAUUGUGUUGACCGGCUGGCCUUUCUACAUGUAUGCAUUUGUAUGUUGUAUAGCUCUUAAACACAAGGAAUAUUUUGUUUGAAAUGUUUGCAGUGAAAUGGUAUUGGAUAUCAAUGUGUGUUUGUUAAUGUAACUAACAUUAUGUUUUGGUCAACUAUAAGAAAUUUAUAUUUUUUAUAUUUAUGUGUUUUCAAAAAUGGUGUGUUGUUAUUAUAAUAGAUGAUUGGCAACUUACGUAAUCAUGUUAAUUUCUAAGUUGCAUAAUUCAAAUAUAACGUGAAUUUUUAGGAAGUUUAAAUUUAUAUGAAUGAAAAAUACCAGCUCAUGGUCUGUAUUGACAAAUCUUUGUAGAAGAAACCUAUGUGUUUAUCACAUUUUGAAUGUAAACAAUAGUAUAUUGUUCCAAAUUUCCACAAGAAAGUCAGCAUUUGAAGACAUUGACUUCAAGUGUUCACCAAAUAGCUAGGGUGAUGCAGGCCUUGGUCAUUAUAGACAGAACCAUAGUUUAUCAUCGCUUGACAACUGUGUGUAAAACAGUAUGUUCGCUGAAUAUUCUUUUGCACAAAGAUUUAUGAUCACGGGUAAAUUAAUUACAAUAAAUGUCUCAGUACUCGCAUAAUAUUGACAAGACAAUAAUACAUUAUGAAACAUAUUGAAUUUUGUUCAGUAAAUAAAGUAUGUAGUUAAGCUUUUUUUAUCGUACAACAACAACAAUUGAAGAAAAAAAGCACUUGCAAAAGCAUAUUAUAAUAACUGGUUCUAGCAAGCUGGAAAGCCUUUGUUGGGAAUAUGUUUAUUGUCAAUAGUUGUGUUUUGUGCCAUAGUGAUAACAGCUUAUAAAUAGUCCCGACAUGUUUCAUCGAUGAUGUCAUGUUUAGUGUGUGUUUUUUCCAUUUUCAUAUUUGGUUCUAGGCCUACAAUAGUUUACUUCCAUACAUAUCACAUAAACAUUGCAAAAAGUCUCAAAAGAUGUUUCCAUAGAGUUUUCUUUGAAUCCUGUCUAUAUAUAUCGAAAUAAUCUCAUAUCAACAAGUGGCGUUUCUAGUCUAUUAUAAACAUGUCUGUGAUCUUCCAAAUCAGCAUUCAACCCUGAAAUAAUGUCAUCUAAUACUUAACUCUUGGUUCAUUUUGUUUUUGACUGUUUUCUUUUACAUCAGCUUAGAUAUGAGCCUCGUUUUGGGAAAACGGGGCUUACGGCGUGUGCUUAAUUAGUGUUGUCACAUAUAUGACUUCGCUGUCUGUAAAGGCUAAUUAGGGACGAAACUCUGUCUGGACUGGAAUUAAAAAGACUUCUUUUACCCACAAAUUACCAUGAAAGCGGAAAUUGCUGUCUAGAUAAGCCUGUUUGGACUAUACAUUAGAAUGUGGGACAAAACUGAACGCACAUGCAUUAAGACCCAUUUUCCCAGAGCAAGGCUCAUAAGUUAAGUUUAUCAAUCGUGUCUUGUUCUGAGAAAACUGGGCUUAAUUCAUGUGUGUAAAGUGUCGUCCCAGAUUAGCCUGUGCAGUCCGCACAGGCUAAUCAGGGACGACACUUUCCGCCUAAACUUGAUUUUCGGUAAGGAGGGACUUUAUUGAAACUAAAAAUACAAUUAAAGGGGAAAGUGUCGUCCUGAUUAGCCUGUGCGGACUUCAAAGGCUAAUCUGGGACGACACUACGCACAUGAAUUAAGCCCAGUUUUCUCAGAACAAGACACAAUCAAUAAACUUACAAGUUUAGCAAAGAUCUGAUUCCAGAUACUCGUUAAUGUAUCGUUAAUAUUAUUUUUAACUGUAUAAUAUUCUAUGUUAAUGUCUUCUUUUGUUGGGAUAAGUUGCUAAAUUUUUUAAGGUUUAAAAUGUAUAUCAAUGCAAUUGUUGGGGUUUUACUUAUUUUAUCAUAUUGCUUUCCAAAGUAUUUGUUGGACCAAUUUAUAAUUCAAUUAAGUUUUGAUGUGUUUUUACAGGGUUUUAUAUUGCGAUUGUUGUUUUUACGGAGUAACUGAUUGAAAUAGCAUACUUGUAAAUGUACAUUGCGUUUAUAGGUUGAUUUACAAAUGGAAAAAAUCUAUGCAAUACGUGUUAUAUAUUUCUGAAAUAAAUGAAUAUAUAUUGUUAUGAGGUAUACAUAUGUAAAAUUUACAUACUCGCAUAUUUAGUUUGGAUUUGGAUUGAUUGAAUAAAAAUACAUUUAAAGUUGU